Messenger RNA from Ostrinia nubilalis (European corn borer), 6263 nucleotides. It is a transcript of the gene Btl, whose product is annotated as fibroblast growth factor receptor homolog 1-like. Gene Ontology annotation, biological process: positive regulation of cell population proliferation; multicellular organism development; positive regulation of kinase activity. Bases 241 to 2736 code for a protein of 831 amino acids. NCBI's taxonomy places the organism in Eukaryota, Metazoa, Arthropoda, Insecta, Lepidoptera, Crambidae. The record is from RefSeq and is a predicted model, not a curated record. The transcript is spliced from 16 exons. Gene Ontology annotation, molecular function: ATP binding; fibroblast growth factor receptor activity. Gene Ontology annotation, cellular component: signaling receptor complex; plasma membrane.
UCGCAGCGUGCGGACGUCACCGCGCUCGUUCCAAACCGCGAUAGCAACGCGUUUUCGUGUUCGGACAAUCCUAGUUCCACUUUAUUUACUUGUGCUUGUGCAUCGAAUUUUUGUGAACAAAACAUUUUUGACAAGUUACUUGUUGUGGGAACGUAUUUGCGGAUGCCAGUACGUGAAUUGUGCACAUUCCGUGUAUCUGAAACUAAUGGAUCGAAAUAAGAGAAGUUGAGCGUUGGAAACAUGACGCGCACCGCCAUUACGUUUUGGCGCGAAAUGCCAAUCGCUGUCACUUUUGUUUUGCUGGCGGCCGCGUGCGUGUCGGCGGCCAGGGUCGUUGUCGUUGAUGGCACCCACUCCCUGGUGGAAGCGGACAUCAACGAGCCCCUUCGCCUCGUGUGCGGGAUGGAGCGCAAGAUUCCGGUGCAUUGGUACAAAGAUGGACAGCUUGUACAGAGCGCCAAGCAGAUGCUUCGAAUAAGAGAUUUCCAAGAAAAAGACGCUGGAGUCUACGCGUGCCAAAGCAUCAACGAUACCACCAAAGAACUGAGGGUCACCGUCAUAGUGAAGACUGACAGUCGGGAUACUUUAAGAGAGUACCAAGCAGACAUGGACGUGGAGCGCCCUCUGCCGGAGAUCCUGUCACAGCACAGCGCGCUAAUGACCGCCGACGAUAGCAACACCAGCGCCGAAGUCAGGCCCGACAACGGCUACAGGGAUGAAGAUACUGAUGACCGGAACGAAAAGGAUCACCCCGGCUACGGACACGUGGACAACAGCAUCAAGAAGUACCCGCCGCGGUUCAAGCACCCUUCCAGGAUGUAUUCCCUGGAGAUGAAGCCCGCCGGCAGCCUCAUCAGGCUGAAGUGCGCUGCUGAAGGGAACCCGACGCCGAAUAUAACGUGGAGGAAGAACGGCGGGAAAGUGUUCAGGAGCUUCGGUCAGCCCACUUAUGGGAAGUGGGCGAUGGUUCUGGACGAACUGACCAAGACCGACAAUGGGAACUACACUUGCAUCGUCUGCAACGAGCUGGGAUGCAUCAAUCAUACUACUGAGCUUGGUGUUCAAGAGCGCUACCCAUCAAGCCCUUACAUAAAGGAAGGGUACCCCGGCAACCUCACGGUGCUGGUCAACGACACCGUCCGCCUGUCGUGCCCACCCAUCUCCGACCUGGAGCCGCAAGUGUAUUGGGUCCGAACCUCGAACAGGACGGCGGACGACGACGGGACCCCGCUCAAUGAGACCGUUGUAGUCCAGAAACUUAUCGAGAGCGAUAAUGCGUCAGACAGACCCGAACAACUGACAAUUUACAACGUGACGAAAGAAGACGAGGGAUGGUACGUGUGUGUGGCGCUCAACACUCUGGGCAAUACCACCGCGAAGGGGUACCUCACUGUACUCGAAUCUAUCCCAGAAAAAGAGCCCGUCGACCACCGAAAGCACGCGCUCCUUAUCAACAUCUUAACCGCCGUCCUCGGCGCUGCAUUCUUCGUGGCGGCCAUCAUAGUCGUGAUGGUGUUCAAGAAGCUGAAGCGAGAGAAGAUAAAGAAACAGUUGGCCAUCGAGACGGCGCGGGCUGUUAUCGUGACGCACUGGACGAAGAAGGUCACGGUGGAGAAGCCCGCGAUGAAUGGCACGGUGAACAGCACGGCUGAUGGCUUGCUGAUGCCAGUGGUGAAGAUCGAGAAACAGAAGCUGUCCCAAGUGCAAGGCAACCACGAGUCGAUGCUGAUGUCUGAGUACGAGCUACCAGUUGACGUCGACUGGGAGGUGCCGCGCGCGUCCCUGGCCUUAGGCAAAGUGCUGGGAGAAGGGGAGUUCGGGAAGGUCGUGAAGGCCGAGUGUGUGGGCAUAUUGAAACCAGGAGUGCGGUCGGUGGUGGCUGUUAAGAUGUUAAAAGAGGGCCACACGGACGCGGAGAUGAUGGCUCUCGUAUCCGAGAUGGAGAUGAUGAAGAUGAUCGGCAAGCACGUCAACAUCAUCAACCUGCUCGGCUGCUGCACGCAGGACGGCCCGCUCUACGUCAUCGUGGAGUACGCGCCGAAUGGAAACCUUCGGGAAUUCCUGAGGAACCACCGCCCUGGAAAUAGAUACGAAUCAGACACAGAACCCCUCAAAGAAAAGAAGACCCUCACACAGAAGGAUCUUGUCUCCUUCUCUUAUCAAGUUGCAAGAGGAAUGGAGUAUUUAGCAUCACGAAGAUGCAUACACAGGGACCUGGCAGCCCGCAACGUGUUGGUCUCAGACGAGUGCGUGCUCAAGAUCGCGGACUUCGGGCUGGCCAAGGACGUGCACAGCAACGACUACUACCGCAAGAAGACCGAGGGCCGCCUGCCGGUCCGGUGGAUGGCGCCCGAGUCCUUGUACCACAAGGUCUUUACGACGCAGACUGAUGUCUGGUCGUUCGGCGUGCUGCUGUGGGAGAUCAUGACGCUGGGCGGCACGCCGUACCCCGCGGUGCCGGGCCAGUACAUGUACCAGCACCUCAGCGCCGGCCACCGCAUGGAGAAGCCGCCCUGCUGCAGCCUCGAGAUUUACAUGCUGAUGCGUGAAUGCUGGUCGUUCUCGCCCGGCGACCGGCCGUCCUUCACCGAGCUGGUGGAAGACCUGGACAAGAUCCUCACGGUGACCGCCAACCAGGAGUACCUGGACCUCGGCCUGCCUCAGCUCGACACGCCGCCUUCGAGUUACGACGGGUCGGGAGACGAGAGCGACAGCGAGUUCCCUUUCAUCAAGUAGGAUAUAGUAGAUCGUGGGGUACCUAGUGCUUGUAAAAUUGUGUAAAGCCUCGAGAUUAGGGUUGCCAGCUGUCCGGCUAAAGCCGGAUGUUUGGCUUUUUACGGUCGUGUCCGGCCAAAAAUUGUCUUGUCCGGCCUGUCCGGCUUUUGUUAGGCUUUUUAUGUGGUUGCCGCGCCAGGCGAGUCGAGCUACAGAAUAAUAUCAAGCGCACGCAUCAGGAUGUUGGGCAACCGAUGAUGAUAGUAUUCACUCGUAAGCUAUGACACUAAUUGCACACCCCUCCCCCCUCCCCCCGUGACAUAUCCGGCUUUUAGGGUAAAAUGUCCGGCCAAAUGAAGCACAAAGUCCGGCUUUUGUGUUUUAGGACCUGGCAACCCUACUCGAGAUGGACUCGGUAGACUAGUGAUGUUGAGACGAUAGGUACUGGAUAAUAGUGUAAAAUCUCCCUUUCAUCAAAUAUGAGAUGGUAGACUAGUGCCUGAUUCUCGACACGCCGCCUUCGAGUUACGACGGGUCGGGAGACGAGAGCGACAGCGAGUUCCCUUUCAUCAAGUAGGAUAUGGUAGAUCGUAGGGUAUAGUGCUUGUAUAAUUGUGUAAAGCCAGAUGGACUUGGUAGACUAGUGAUGUUGAGACGAUAGGUACUGGAUAAUUGUAAAUUUCAUCAAAAUAUGAGAUGGUAGACUAGUGCCUGAGAGAUUUUUAUAAAUAUUGACUAGCAUAAAAACUCCUUCAUUAAGUGGGCGAUGCACUUGGUAAAGCCUGGUCCGUGAGCACGUAGAAUCCCGUCCAAUGACCCCAAGCUACCCAUCCCUAUCACUCGCGCGUAAUUAUGUUGCUGUCGCGACUGUGCGACGCGCGCCCGCAGUGAGUGUGCGAGCGCGACAGCAAUAUAAUUACGCGCGAGCGAUAGGGAUGGGUAGCUUGGGGUCAUUGGACGGGAUUCUAUGUGCUCACGGACCAGGCUUUAGCAUAAAAACCCCUUCAUUAAGUGGGAGAUGCACUUGGUAGAGUAGUUCUUGUAAAUUGUUGGAUAGUGUUAUUACACUAUCCAACAAUUUACAUGGACCUUAACCUUUAGGAGAUGGACAUAGUAGACCAGUGUUCGUAAAACUUGAUAGAUACUGGAGCUGGAGAGUGUAAAACUUCGAAUUGAACAAGUAGAUAUGGUGUAAAAACUAGGAGUACUACUGGUAUACUAGUUAGUACUUGUGAGAUUUUAAAGGUAUAGUGUAAAACCUCCUCUUCAUUAAAUGACACGUGGAUUUAGUAGACCAGUGCUCGUGAAACUUGAUAGAUACUGAAGCUGGGAGUAUACAACUUCGUAUUCAACAAGUAGGAGUCACUUGUAGAGUAGUGCAAUGAUAGCUAGUUAUUCUUGUGAGACUAUUGAAUAGGAGAUGGAUUUGGUAGACUAGUGCCUGUAAGACUUGAUAGGUAUUCUACUUAGUCAAGUUGAAGAUGGAUUUGGUAGACCAGUGCUUGUAAAAUUUGAUAGAUACUGGAGCUGGAGAGGGUAAUACCUCCCCUUCAUUAAGUGGGAAAUACACUUGUAGAGUAACUAGUUCUUGUAAAAUUGUUUAAAAGUAUAAAUCCUCUAAAAAUUUUUUGUGUUUAUAAGACAAUUGAAUAGUAUGAAACUUCCACUUCAAUAAGUGGCAGAUGGACUUGGUGGAGUAGUGCCUGUAAGAAUUUAUAGGUAUUGGAUAGUUACCUCCCCGUCAUCAAGUAGAAGAUGGUCUUAUUGGGAGACUAGUGCCUGUGAAAUUUGAUAGGUAUUGAAUAGACACAAAACCUUCUUGGAUAAAACUAGUGGUUGAGGGUUAAGGUUUGAUUUGGUAGGUAGUUGAAGUGCGACGAUCGCUUCUGAUUGCAUCGACCAAAGGAAACGGUGAAUUUUAGUGUCACUAGAGGUUUUGGAAAUUUGGUUAGAAGGUUCAUAAGAAAUACAGCUGAAAAAGAGUUGAAUCUAAAGUUGGUACUGUAAGUAGCUUGAAUGGUUUUGAAACUGCGACUGUCAUUGUAAUAAUGUUAUGCGAUUUCAAUGACGAUGAACCUCUUAAAUCGUGAGCAGUUUCAAGAGUUGACAUUGCGUUGUAAAUGCAGAUGACGACUGAUUUUGAGAUUAGCCUCAUCUUAAUUUACGAUGAUCAACUCUGUAAAACUUUAUACAUUUCAAACUUUUGUCAGGAAUGUUUUAUGUAUUUUUUUCCCACCUAAUAAGCUGUGUGUGAUUUCAAAGUGCCUUAUAAAAUGGUGCAGUGAAAAUAUUAUGGUGUAGGAAUAUAAUGUCUGUUAUUUUUCUAGUAAUGUAGAGAGUAGAGUAGGUAAUCGUAAAAAGAUCAGAUUUAAACUUUCGUAGAUGGUGGUGAAUAUCCGAACGCGUCCUAAUUAUUUUUAUAUUGUUCAUCAAAUCGCUGCACUCUCGGGAUUUGGUUGAGUGCAAAUAGAUGGUGACAAUAGUCAUUUAAGUAGAAGAUUAUUGCAUUAUGCAUUUAAAAUAUUAUGUAUCUAUUAUCAUCACAAAAUUAGUAAGUACUAACUCUACACAUUGUUUUUACUUUAUUUAUUUUUAUAUUAUACAGUUUAUAAACUGUCGAUCAAAGUAUUGCAUAAUAUUUUUAUUUUGUAAAUAGUCUUUAUUAUAUUUAAAUGUUUUAUGUCAUUUAAUUGUUUUUUGUAAAUAGAUAAUGUAGAACCAAAGUUUAUUAUGUAAAUUAUUUUAUAUUUUAUGAAGCAUUUUCUAUCAGUAUUUUUGGUGAAAAUGGUAAUGGAACAUGACAAAAUAUAAUAUUUGUUUGCGUAGCAUUACAGUUAUUUUAGUAUCUAGUCUAUGCAUGUUGUAAUUAGCUUCAUUACAAAUAUAUUAGUGUUUAGUUAGGAAGUAAUAUUUUUAUAUUAUAAUUGAUAUUUUUAGUCACCAGCACAGCAAUCUACCAAGAAAUCAACCUUGUAAGUAAGGUUAAAUAAAGUUUAAAAUCCAUUUGGUUGGGUGCAGUUAGCUGGUGACUUUUAGCAUGGAAUUAUAUUUCGGAAGUUCUUACAAAUUGAUCUGAAAAGAUUUUUGUUCGAACACUACCUACAAGUAGAGUAGAUACAGGAAUCACCUUCAUUUCUGUGAAAUACAUGUAAGUAAUGUACAAUUUAUGGCAAUACUUUUGUUGUUGUGAAUUUUAAGUUUUUCCAGUGCAAAAUAGAAAACUGAAUGAUUUUUUAGUAUCAUAGAGAGAUUAUUAUGCAUUUUACCACCAAAUCUAUUGUACUUAAUUAUUUUUAAGUUAAAGUAACUUUGUGGCUAUGUAAGGGGUUGAGAUUAUUCUGUAAAUAUAAAAUUGCCUUUACAGUGACAAGACUUUAGUAUUUUAUUAUUAGUAAGAGGAGUCGAAAUUUUCUCACAAUAUGUUGGAUAAUAUGCGUUUCUAUAGAUUCGGUGUUGAGGAUAUGUUGUAUUGUUUGUAUAUUUGAUUUCUAUGUGAAUGGAAGUAAUUGUUUAAGUCCUGAGGAUAAUAAACGAUGGAUGUGACCGUA